UAUAAAAUCGACAAAACAGAGAGGCAGAAUUAGAAACAGCGAGCGCCCACCGUCGUCGAACGCCAGCAGCGGGAACAGAGGAGGCGGCGGGCGGAGCAAAUGGCGGAGGCCCCGAGCAAGAUGGAAUCCAUGCGGAAGUGGGUGGUCGACCACAAGCUCCGAGCCGUAGGUUGCCUGUGGCUUACCGGGAUCUCCAGCUCGAUCGCGUACAACUGGUCGCGGCCCAACAUGAAGACCAGCGUCAAGCUCAUCCACGCAAGGUUGCACGCGCAAGCUCUAACGAUCGCUGCCUUAGGUGGCUGUGCUUUAGUAGAGUACUAUGACCAGAACUACGGCUCUUCAGGACCAAAGGUGGACAAAUAUACAAGGCAUUACAUGGCACACUCGCAUAAAGAUUAAUUAUCUGCAUGGUCGGUGCUGGAUCCUGGAUUAGUUUUAGGUUCUUUCCUGAGCUCCCUGAACGGGCUCCCGGGAUUGUUCCUUUCUGUCUUCUUUAUUGCGAAACCAAAUUAUACUUGCCAGGUCCCUUCCUGAGCAGUGAGGGUGAUAUACACAAUUGCAUUUGCAUAUAUGAUCUGCAUAACUUGAAUGCAAGAUUCAUUCUGUAACAUUAUUUUGUAGGUACUUGUGUAUUCUUGAUAUAACAACAGUGUUCUGAUGUUGCACUGGGUUAUUAAUACUGUCAUGUGGUGUUGUAUGCGUC
Molecule: messenger RNA, 703 nt
Organism: Hordeum vulgare subsp. vulgare (domesticated barley)
Lineage: Eukaryota; Viridiplantae; Streptophyta; Magnoliopsida; Poales; Poaceae
Exons: 3
Coding region: 100-399 (99 amino acids)
Biological process (GO): mitochondrial respiratory chain complex IV assembly
Cellular component (GO): mitochondrial inner membrane
Source: RefSeq, a predicted model, not a curated record